AUGACUCAGCCCCUCAUCAAGAAGCGCAUUGUGAAGAAGCGCACCAAGAAGAUCGCCCGCUUCCAGUCCGAUCUUUUCCUCCGCGUCAAGACCUCAUGGAGGAAGCCCCGCGGUAUUGACAACAGGGUGAGGAGGAAGUUCAAGGGUUCCCUCAUCAUGCCCAAGAUCGGUUACGGAUCGAACAAGAAGACCAGGCACAUGCUGCCCAACGGCUUCCACCGUUUCCGCGUCUACAACGUGAACGACCUCGAGCUCCUCCUGAUGCACAACCGCAAGUACGCCGCCGAGAUCGCCCACAACGUCUCCUCCAAGAAGAGGAGGGAGAUCAUCGAGAGGGCCGCCCAGCUGAACGUCAAGGUGACCAACGCCAGCGCCAGGCUCAGGACCGAGGAGAGCUCGUAA
Acanthamoeba castellanii str. Neff is the source of this 402-nucleotide messenger RNA. RefSeq names its product ribosomal protein L32, putative. Gene Ontology annotation, biological process: translation. Gene Ontology annotation, cellular component: ribosome; cytosolic large ribosomal subunit. The record is from RefSeq and is a predicted model, not a curated record. Bases 1 to 402 code for a protein of 133 amino acids. The transcript is spliced from 2 exons. Lineage: Eukaryota; Discosea; Longamoebia; Acanthamoebidae. Gene Ontology annotation, molecular function: structural constituent of ribosome.